Messenger RNA from Carcharodon carcharias (great white shark), 1050 nucleotides. It is a transcript of the gene nkx2-1, whose product is annotated as NK2 homeobox 1. Bases 1 to 1050 code for a protein of 349 amino acids. The record is from RefSeq and is a predicted model, not a curated record. Gene Ontology annotation, molecular function: DNA-binding transcription factor activity, RNA polymerase II-specific; RNA polymerase II cis-regulatory region sequence-specific DNA binding. Gene Ontology annotation, biological process: regulation of transcription by RNA polymerase II; cell differentiation. Gene Ontology annotation, cellular component: nucleus. NCBI's taxonomy places the organism in Eukaryota, Metazoa, Chordata, Chondrichthyes, Lamniformes, Lamnidae. The transcript has 2 exons.
AUGUCGAUGAGCCCCAAGCAUACUACGCCCUUCUCAGUUUCAGAUAUUUUGAGCCCCAUCGAGGAGAGCUACAAGAAAGUUGGCAUGGACGCAGCGGGUAACCUCGGAGCUCACUUGACAAGUUACCGGCAGCCACAGGUCUCCCAGCCGGGUAUGCAACAACACCCGAUCGGACAUAAUACGUCGGUCCCUGCGGCGACCUACCACAUGUCACACGGGGUACCCCAGCUUUCACACGCUGCUAUGGGAGGCUACUGCAACGGCAAUAUUAGCAAUAUUGGCAACAUGGGCGAGCUUCCUGCUUACCAAGAUACCAUGAGGAACAGUGCAAGUGCGACAGGCUGGUACGGGACGAAUCCGGAUCCACGCUUUUCAUCCAUUUCCCGCUUCAUGACCCCGUCCUCAGGAAUGAACAUGGGUGGAAUGGGCGCUUUGGGUUCUCUUGGAGACGUUGGCAAACCCAUGGCUCCACUCCAGAGUACACCGAGGAGAAAACGCAGAGUGCUUUUCUCGCAAGCCCAGGUUUAUGAGUUAGAGAGGCGCUUCAAGCAGCAGAAAUACCUCUCAGCCCCUGAAAGGGAACAUUUGGCCAGUAUGAUCCAUCUCACGCCCACUCAGGUGAAGAUUUGGUUCCAGAACCACCGCUAUAAGAUGAAGCGACAAGCUAAAGACAAGGCAGCUCAGCAGCACAUGCAGCAGGACAACAGCACUUGCCAACAGCAGCAACAAUCUCCGAGAAGAGUAGCUGUGCCUGUCCUGGUUAAAGAUGGCAAACCAUGUCAAGGAGGUGUCAAUGCCCCAACCACGACCAUGCAGAGCCAGCAACAGCAAUCCACCAACACAUCAAUCACAGUGGCUACCAAUGGCACUGCUCACGGCCCAAGUCAGCAAGCAAAUAACACAGGCCAGACAUCCGAAUUAGGACAAACCUCAGGAAGUCCUUCGUCUAUCCAAAGCCACGUCACUAGUUUGUCUCACCUAAACUCUUCUAGUUCUGAUUAUGGUACAGCCAUGUCAUGCUCUACUUUACUGUAUGGUAGGACCUGGUGA